CGCAGACACCCAAAUCACAAAAAAAGAAAAACGAAAAUUAAUAGGAAAAACAGAGAAAGAAAAUCGGGCUGAAAAGCGCAACACAGUGAACACACCACAUCAGACAUCGUACAGUCAUAGAGAGAAAGGGAAACAAAAACACAUACAUAUUCACUCACUAACACCGCUCAAACCAGUCUCUAUCUAGUGGGUUCCAAACAACACCACACCUUGCUCAUCUUCCAGAACAUUCUAGACCGUUCUAGCUGGAAACUGCUUCUUCACUUCAAACACCCAGAUUCUAACACCUUUUUCAUGGACUUGUACGGUCGGACCCCCGCCAGGAAUGGAUCCAACCCGGUCAACCAACCCGAAUGGCGCUCACCGGGCACCGACACUGCUCUCGAAGAAUCCAUGUGGCAUUUAACGUUGGGUGGUGGGGAAUCUUACCCGGAGCGGCUCGGCGUGCCCAAUUGUGUGUAUUACAUGCGAACUGGUGUGUGUGGAUAUGGAGGCAGGUGUCGUUACAAUCAUCCUCGUGACCGUGCUGCGGUUGCUGCGGCAGUAAGAGCUACAGGGGAGUACCCAGAAAGGGUGGGGGAACCUCCGUGUCAGUAUUAUUUAAAAACGGGAACCUGUAAAUUUGGUGCAUCCUGUAAAUUCCACCAUCCUAAAAAUGGAGGUGGAUAUUUAAACCAAGCUCCACUAAAUGUCUACGGAUACCCAUUAAGGCCUGGUGAGAAAGAAUGCUCCUACUAUUUGAAAACGGGGCAGUGCAAAUUUGGUAUAUCUUGUAAAUUCCAUCAUCCUCAACCUGCUGGUACGUCAUUGCCAGCAUCUGCACCUCAAUUUUAUCAACAGGUGCAGUCUCCUACAGUUCCUCUGCCUGAACAGUAUGGAGGAGCUUCUUCAAGCUUGAGAGUGGCUAGGCCUCCUAUGUUGCCUGGUUCAUAUGUUCAAGGGGCUUAUGGUCCUGUACUUCUUUCUCCAGGGGUUGUCCCAUUUCCCGGAUGGAGUCCUUAUUCGGCACCUGUAAGUCCUGUGCCAUCUCCUGGUGCUCAACCUGCCGUUGGGGGUACAUCUUUAUAUGGAAUGACCCAGUUAUCAUCACCAACAUCAGCUUUUGCAAGACCAUAUACUCCCCUUCCCUCUACCUCUGGCCCUUUAGGAAGCAGCCUGAAGGAACAAUUAUUUCCUGAAAGACCUGGUGAAUCUGAAUGCCAAUACUAUCUGAGAACAGGGGACUGUAAAUUUGGAUUAGCUUGUCGAUAUCAUCAUCCUCGAGAUCAUAUUGUGGCACGGCCACUUCUUAACCCUGUUGGACUUCCUUUACGUCCGAAAACAGGGUGUACAACCUUGCGCAUUUUAUUUGCAAAAUGGACAUUGCAAGUUUGGCUCGACGUGCAAAUUUGACCAUCCUUUGGGAUCCAUGAGAUACAGUCCAUCGGCAUCUUCUCUCAUUGAUGUGCCAGUUACUCCAUAUCCAGUUGGUUCUUUGCUGUCUCAGCUGGCCCCUUCAACAACCUCUUCAGAGCUUCGGCCUGAACUGAUGUCAGGGUCCAAAAAGGAAUCCUUUUCGGCCAGAAUACCUUCUGGAAACAGUUCCGGUACCACUGUUGGUUUAAUAUUUUCACAAGGUGGGUCUGUUUCCCUAUCUGAUGUGCAACUCUCAAGUCAGAGUUCUGCCUCUGCUAGCAGUAGCAGAAGCACAAGACAAAGUGGUGAGAUACGUUGACAUGGCUAGUGCAAACUUGAAAAUGUGUCCUCAUUAUCCAUUGGAUUGAUUUCACAGGCCUCCAUUGCUCUGUCUAUACUCCUCUGUGCUUUAAUUAAAACUGUUCAAAGAUUCACUUUCGCUGUUUAGAAAUCCAUCAUCCAAUUCGGUUUUAAGAGCCUAUACUAGGUCAUUCACUUUUAUGCUCUCAUCUGAUUAUAUUAUUAUUAUCUCAAAUAAGCUUUAAUAGAAAACUUAACACUGUCUAUUCUUCGCCCCUUCGGAAUGUUUAUUAUUUUACCUAAUUUAUUA
Messenger RNA from Vigna angularis (adzuki bean), 2005 nucleotides. Its product is annotated as zinc finger CCCH domain-containing protein 32. NCBI's taxonomy places the organism in Eukaryota, Viridiplantae, Streptophyta, Magnoliopsida, Fabales, Fabaceae. The record is from RefSeq and is a predicted model, not a curated record. Gene Ontology annotation, molecular function: metal ion binding; mRNA binding. The coding region runs from base 295 to 1392 and encodes 365 amino acids. The transcript is spliced from 7 exons.